Molecule: messenger RNA, 3122 nt
Organism: Electrophorus electricus (electric eel)
Lineage: Eukaryota; Metazoa; Chordata; Actinopteri; Gymnotiformes; Gymnotidae
Gene: brd8a
Product: bromodomain containing 8a
Cellular component (GO): NuA4 histone acetyltransferase complex
Molecular function (GO): protein binding
Source: RefSeq, a predicted model, not a curated record
UGUUCUGUGUGUAUUUUAGCGACUGUGGCAUAGCGAUGCCUAACUGUAGAGCACCAGUGAAAACUGCGGAUAUAGCUACGAGUCUGAUGCGUCUCACACGCAGUUGCCUAUAUGUAGGAAUCUUGCGGGAUGAGAAUGGGAUUCAUUGGCUGAAUCCACACGACACUGAGAUGACAGCUAACGUUACGUCUGCAACAGAGAAUCCAUAUUAUAUUAUCUGAAAGCACAAGUUGCAGCUGGGUCCAACGGAGCCAUGGUCGAUCAGGGAGAAGCUCUGCCUGGCAUCCUCUGUCAUGAAGAGUGGAGACCAGAACUGGUACUGCUGUACCAUGCUGGUGUCUGUGAGUCGAGCCAUUAAGCCAUUUGCGGAGCCUGGACGCCCCCCUGAUUGGUUCUCUCAGAAGCACUGUGCCUCGCAGUACUCAGAGCUCCUGGAGUGCACAGAGGCUCCAAAGAGGAAGCGUGGCGAGAAAGGUGAGGUGGUGGAGACGGUGGAGGAUGUGAUCGUGCGCCGGCUGACAGCAGAGCGGAUCGAAGAGCUGAAAAAGCUUAUCAGAGACACUCAGGAGAAGCACAGGAAGCUGAAGAGAGAGGCAGAGCUGGUCCAGGCAGGCCACCAGGACUCUAGAGUAGAAGAGUUAUGGGAGGAAAUUGUACAGAGUAGGAAGAAGGAGGAGGAGGAGGAGGAGGUGAAGAGAAAGGCCACAGAUGCAGCCUAUCAGGCCAGACUGGCACUGAAGAGCGCCCCGAAGCGUGCUGCCGGGGUGGGCCUUCGCUCUCCCCCCGGAGCCGCCCUUGGAGAUGCAGCAGAACAGCCUGGCACUGCUGCCUCCGGUGCAGGCGCGGCACUGCCCACCCCCGUAGCAGAGCAGCCAGGGCCCAGGGCGGGGGGUCGGGGACGGGGCUGCCGGCCGGAGGACCGCACGCAAAGGAAGCCGCUGGGUCAGAAGGGUGUGCCGCCGCCCUCCCCGCUGCUGUCUGAGCUGCUGAAGAAGGACGGCCUUUUAAACAGCGGCCCCUGGCUGGUGGAGGAUGUGGAGUGUCCGACUGGUCAGGGGACAGGCAUCCGUGAAUCACAGCCCACAUCCUCUAGCCUACCUUCUUCUCAGACUGUGACCGGAAAGUUACCAGUGGCUGAAAGGCUUCUGUGCGAGCAGAGCGACUGUUUCUGUGCUCCCACGCUGUCUCGUCUGCUGGAAGCUGGCCCCUCCCAGUUCCCCUCUCAGCUGAGCUCACCGGCUACUGCAGACUCCGCCUCCAGUGCCCCCCCGCCUGCUGCUGUAGCAUCUGCAGUGAACGCAGCAGGGGUGGAUGGUGGCCACUCAGUGGAGAGUAAAGCAUCGAUGUUGGAGGAGGACCUAGUCACACUGUCCUGCAUGACAGAUGAGCUGGAUUUGGAGACAGUGGGGGACAUUAUAGUCAUUAUUGAAAACAAGGAAGGUGAUGAGGCAGAGGCUCUGGAGGCUGCCUUGUCUCUGCCUGAGAACACAGGCCACACUCUGUCAAGCCCCUGGGAGCCUGUGGGAUCAGAGGCCCCUAGUGCUGGGGAAACUGUGCUUACCCCCUCUCCGCACCCAAACCUGGAGGACGGGACAGUGGGUGUGGGGGUCCCACAGGACCCCUGUAGCUCCAGUGAGGGUUGUGGGCACCCCUCCUCCUCUAGCUGCCCUUCUGGAGAGAUGCCAGGAGCUUGCUCUGAACCAGAGCCACCAUCUGCUGCGAUUCAGAGUGACGGCGGCGACUGGACACAGUCCCAGGCAGACUCUCAUCCAAAGGAUAACUCUACUGCAAGACAGCUCUCCAAGGACAUAACGGAGGAGGCAGAGGAGAUGGAGGCGAGUCUAAGUGAUGCCAAAGAUGGCAGCGUCUCUGAGACGAGAGGGUUGGGGGGUGGGACAGAUGAGCAGGGGGGUGAUGUGGAUGGGGAGGGGGCCCAGGGCCUUCUCCCUGAGGCACAGUUGGAGCCGGCGGCCAGCAAGAGUGAGGUCGGCUGCAGCAUGCACACUGUCUGCUCCUCCCUGCAGCUCCACACCGCCGCUGACUCCACCCCCAGCAGCCCGGCAUCCUCACAGUUCUCCAUAAGCAGUGAGGAUCAGGAGGCCAUUCAGGCUCAGAAGACCUGGAAGAAAGCAAUCAUGUUGGUGUGGCGAGCAGCAGCCAAUCACCGAUAUGCUAACGUCUUCCUGCAGCCAGUGACAGAUGACAUUGCCCCUGGUUACCACAGUAUUGUCCACAGGCCUAUGGACCUGUCCACCAUAAAGAAGAACAUUGAGAAUGGACUGAUCAGAACCACAGCGGAGUUCCAGCGUGACAUCAUGCUGAUGUUUCAGAACGCGGUGAUGUACAACAGCUCGGACCACGACGUCUUCCACAUGGCCCUGGAGAUGCAGCGGGACGUCCUGGAGCAGGUCCAGCAGUACCUGGCCACCCAGCUCGUCAUGCAGACCUCAGAGUCGGGCAUCAGCGCCAAGAGCCUGCGCGGACGAGAGGCCAACCGCAAACAGGACCCCAGCGACAAGGUGACGCGCCAAACACACACGACUAACUCGCUGAAAUACUGCUGCCAGGAACCAUGGCAAUAUUAUGGACCCCUGAGACGCAGCAGAAGGGACGGAGGCAGGAAAAAGCUACAACAAAAAGAAACUGGCUGUCUGGUCAGCAGAAAAACAGAUGCUAGGCUUGGCAGAUCACUGAGCAGGACACUGUUGCCAUGGCCUCUCCUGCUUUCCUCCUCUCUCUCUUUGACGGUGGUACCAGGGGCCGGCGGUGUGCUAUGGAAGCAGACCUCAAGAUGAAGAAAUGAUCAGGAAUAACAACUGUGGACUCCUUCCACUAACUCAGUAGUGCCAGAGAGCCAUGAAGACAGGCAUGCCACAACUCCUUCCCCCUGUCUGAACUCUCAGGGCCAAUCACCCUCUCCUCCCCAGCCUUGGAAAUUUGAUCCGGUAUGUGUGCACAGGGAGAGAUGAUGGCACGAUCCCGCAGUAUAUAGCUGAACAGGCUGGUGGAAGUCGAGCUUUACUACUGGCACAAGUACACUUUACUGUAUAUUGACAUUUGCUUUGUGUGCAGAUGAUAAUGUAUGAAAUUAAAACAUGAUAACCGGAUAGUUAAUCGCAGAA